AGUACUAGCUGAUCGUCCGACCGGUAAUAUAUACCUACCGCCUACGUGAUCUGUUCCAGGUCUCUACCAUCAACUCUAUCCUAUACUUUGGGUAUACAGUACCGACGAAGCAUCCUUCAAAAAAACAUCACGAGUCGUCGGACCUCCUACAUCAUGGCUACACCAACAAGUGCCUCCAGCGCUGGCGAUAGCCCGCAGGAUACAACUGACGUUCAACCCAUCCAGACUUCUGUAGUUACCAACGGCUCCUCCAUCUUUGGUAGCGGACAGGUCGAUGAUGAGCCAUCCGACCUCCAGAGCAAGAGGAAGAUUACCGACCCGGACCUCGAAGUCAUAACGAUAGACAGAUACUACGACCUUACCCUCAUAGUAGGGUCUCCGGAGCAUGCUGAUGGUCAAAAAGCCUACAAAGUGAACAAGGGCGUCUUCCGACAUGCCAGCAAAGUAUGGGAUGCCAUGAUGAACGGCAACUGGGCUGAGAGCGGCAUGUCCGAAAUCGCCUUUCCUGAAGACUCAUCCUACGCCUUUCACAUUGUCCUCCGAAUUGCUCACUGGCAACUUCAAGAGCUGCCUGCGACGCUAUCGCAGCAGGAGCUGGUACAGAUUGCAGUCUUGUCAGACAAGUACGACCUAGAGCGUCUCCUGCAUGCUGCAGCCGAGCUGAAGAAUUGGAUCCAACAACACAAAGACGGUGGUACAUUCUGGCCUUCCGACAUCGAUCUUCAAGACUUUACGAUGAUUACGGCCGCGUUCGGGUUCACGGCUGACUACGAAUACCUUGUUAACAAGCUGGCCAUGGAGAUCUCCGUCGACAAAGACAAGCGCUACUGCGUGGUAUACGACCAUAAGUUGGUGCAUGUUCGAGCUGAUUUCCCCACGCGUAUUCAAGCCUAGGUUGACGUUGGAUCAUCCACUUUGCAUGUUUUCAUCUUGAUGUAGGCUGCAGGCCUGUUCAGCUUUUUUCCUGCAUGAGGUGGUCAUAUUAAUGUGGUCUCAUCGAUGCUAAUCUUGAGUAUAGAUGAAGCCGGCCAAGCCCGUACUGCAGUACUCCAAGACCUCCUACAGACGUGCAAAACCGCCUUGCAUAACACUUUUACUAAGGACGUCGGCAAAUGUGGAUCAAAACUUUGUCCAUUGACCCAAUUUGGCUUGACGACUAAAGUAUUGGAUGCAGCAGAGCUUCAUCCACUUCCAGAAAGUGUGAAUUCGAUGCAUCUCAGUGUUUUGGUAUACUGGGCCCACUUGAACAACACCAGAACCGAUUAUGACGGUCUCCUACCAUCCCGCUGCCGGGCCGCA
Molecule: messenger RNA, 1299 nt
Organism: Alternaria rosae
Lineage: Eukaryota; Fungi; Ascomycota; Dothideomycetes; Pleosporales; Pleosporaceae
Exons: 2
Coding region: 154-894 (246 amino acids)
Source: RefSeq, a predicted model, not a curated record